CGUUGCCACUGUUGCCGCACAGCAAGCCCCGCAGCACACCACGCAAGCAGGAGCAGCGGCAGCGGGGCGCAAUAAUGCGCACGCGAGGGGGGCACAGCGGCAUCACUGCUGCGGCAGUUAUGGCCGCCGGGUUCCACCACGGCGUCUACUAGCGAUACACUUCGAGCCCACCCCUUCCUUGAUUCCUUCACCGCCCCGCUCCCGAUCGCGGCACCGCGCCUGGCCCCCAACACAAUCUUUUGCCGAGCGGCGCCGUUCAUUGGGUGGCGACUGGCGAGGCGACCCCGGCUUCUCGCUGUGGUCUCGGUCGGCGUUGAUCAGUUUGCGUUUUAGGUUGUUGCCAGUGCAAAGGGCGGAGCGAUGGGCAUCUCGGCGAGGUGGCUCAAGUCGUUGGUUGGGCUGAGGAAGGUGGAGCGGCAGCAGCAGCAUAAGGAGGAUGAAGAUGUUGGACGGAUGAAAAAUGAUGCCACAGACCAGUUACAUGGCCAGAAUCAGCAAUUCAAAGAUGACAGCAGCCUUGCAGCACAAGAAGAUUUCACAGAAGUUGCUAAUGGAAAUGGUUCACGGGAAGGUGAUUCGGAUGUACCUUCAUGCUUGGAACCCACUUGUGGUUCACCUCAUAUUCCACUGCCUCAAACUGAAGAUGAACUCAAUGAGAUCUGGGCUGCUACAGUUAUUCAGACAGCAUUUAGAGCUUUCUUGGCUAGGAGAGCCCGUCGAGCUCUAAAAGGACUGGUUAGGCUUCAAGCCCUUGUAAGAGGUCAUAUAGUGCGAAAACAGGCUGCUAUAACGCUCCGCUGUAUGCAAGCUUUGGUCAGGGUUCAAGCUCGUGUUAGAGCAAGGCGAGUUCGCAUGGCUUUGGAAAACCAGAUCGAACAGCAAAAUAGUUCACCAGAGCCAACGAAGGAGGCACAAGUUAGAGAAAUUGAGGAUGGCUGGUGUGAUAGUAUCGGUUCUGUGGAAGAUAUCCAAACAAAACUUUUAAAGAGGCAGGAAGCUGCAGCUAAACGCGAGCGAGCCAUGGCCUAUGCUCUUACUCAUCAGUGGCAAGCAAGUUCAAGACAAGCUACAGCAUUUGAACCUGACAAGAACAGCUGGGGCUGGAAUUGGCUAGAGAGAUGGAUGGCUGUUCGUCCUUGGGAGAGUCGAUUCCUUGGUGCUUACACAGCAGAUGGGAUUGUCAAGGUUAAUGAAUUCAAGCAACCUGACAGAAGUGCAACCAAGACUCCAUACAGAAAACCUGUUAAAAAGCAUGAUUCAAGUCUUCAACCAAACACGUUGAACCAGAAGGUCUUCCCUUCGAACUUAGAGGGUGGUGGCUCCUCAACAAACCGUUCCAGUGGUCCUGCAUCUGGUAAAUCUAGGCUGAAGGUGCUACCCAGAGAAGGUUCUGAUGAAGCUUCAUCUCGUCCUUCAGGACUUGGUGUGCGUUCCACUAGUAAUCCAAAGGAGAGGACUUCCACUGGUAAUCCUAAGGAGAGGAAUGGGGAUUUGGAUUGUCAAGUUCAUAAAAGACUCUCCUUGCCUGGCAGUGGUGUAGAAGCUGGCAAACGUCUGACGAGGAAAGCCACAGUUAACCGAUCCCUGAAGUCUACAAAAGAUCACCAGAUGUUGCAGACAAGGCAUCACCUUGCCAGUUCCAUUGAUCUGUUGCCUAACAGAGUUGAGCUGCAGACUUGAGAAGCCGUGUGAAGCCUGAUCUUGGAUUGCACUUAGCAAGUCAGAAGUCAUUCCUCGUUCAUCGCUGUGUUCGCUUGGCUGUGGCUGAUGGCUGGUGCUGAUUUGUUACGAGAGAACAGUACUGCUGACUGGUUGGUAGCUGGUGGCUGGUGCCGAUUAGUAUGAGAGGACAAUACUAUUGGCUGGUUGGCUGACAAGCCAAGCGAAUACAGCGACAUGUCUGCACUGCAUGCCGAUCUUGAGGCCAAGAUUCAGCAUUUCUUUGCGAUGUACAUGUGGCCUCAGCUCAUUUCAUGAGAGAUUUGAUUGGCCAUAUCAUAUAUCCGGAGGUGACUUGUAUUGUUGUAUUUGUAAGCUGUAGCUAUGGGCUGUAAAUUUUUGUGUUUCGACUUGUGCGUUCGUGUGUCGUCGGUCUAUGGUAUUGGUAUAGCUGUCACUUCGAAGGUUACGCGAGGUAAAUCUAUUGAACUGUUUCGUGUUCCAUGGUAUUGGUAGUUUGGUACAUAGUAAUAGUUGCAGACUUGCAGUAGAGACAA
Messenger RNA from Panicum virgatum (switchgrass), 2216 nucleotides. Its product is annotated as protein IQ-DOMAIN 1-like. The record is from RefSeq and is a predicted model, not a curated record. The coding region runs from base 361 to 1680 and encodes 439 amino acids. The transcript is spliced from 7 exons. Gene Ontology annotation, molecular function: protein binding. NCBI's taxonomy places the organism in Eukaryota, Viridiplantae, Streptophyta, Magnoliopsida, Poales, Poaceae.